UUGAGUAUCAUUGUCUGACGUCUGACUUCAAUCACAAAGAUGCAGCGAGACAGACUUGGUCAGCGGGGUGGAGCUAGGAUCACGGCCGAGGAGUACAACCACUCACUCAGCAAACUCGUCAGCACGAAGAGGAGGGUUAAGCCAAGUCGUAAGGCGGCAUUCAUGGCCGCCUUUCCAGUCAAAGCCUCGCCAAGACUCCAUCCUGAUGAAGAGGGAGCAUCCGUCCUGCCACUGAAAGAGGCGUCAAUAACUGACUCAGGACACAGCACAACUCCGAACACAAACGAAACAACCAGCAAUCCUGAAGUGAAUAGGCCCGUUGGAGUGAGACAUAAAUUGCAGAUUUUUGUCCAAGGUCUCCUCGUACCAAAGACAUUAUGCCUGCAGCUGGAUCCAGAGACAUCCGUAUCAGCUUUAAAGGCACACAUUCAAGCUGAGAGUGGUAUCCAGCCCCAAGAUCAACACCUUUACAUCGGGAGAAACUUUCAGCUUUGUGACCUUCUCUCCAUUCGCGACCAUGGGAUACAACAAGACCAGAACAUCAAGCUUCGCACAGGCGGCUUGCUGGGCGGUGGACCAUUAGGAGAAUACUUCUCCAAGUUAUCACACAAGCUUGGACACUCAUGGAAGCCGCUCGCCCGAAAAUUGAGUUUCGAUGAAGGAGAAAUCUUCGCCUUCCAAGACAACGACAGGGGAAACUUACAUGAACAAAUCUUCCAGAUGUUAGAUGCUUGGUUGAAGAAGCAGGACAUCCCCGCAGACGCCCCUGAAAAGCUGAGAGUCGCUCUGAAAGCUGUGGGCCGUGCUGACUUGGCAUCACAAGUACAAGAUACCUGGUGGAAGAAGCAGGACAACCCCGCAGACACAACUGAGAAGAUGAGUGACGCUCUGAGAGAGGCGGGCCGAGCUGACUUGGCACCGCAAGUACAAGAUACUGCAGGGACUUAUUUUGAUGUUGAAGAGUGUGCAAGAGAACUAGCAGCGCAUUACCUAGGGACGAUGAAAGUGACGACACAUCCCAAAGAGAAGCACAUGGCUAGAGACAUAGAUGACAUCUGCAUCAACCUUCAGCUACUGCAAGAGACGAACGUGCCAUCUCCUGUCUCCUCAUCGGAGGCACAUUUGCAGGCGGAAACUGGCAGUCAAGCGGAGUAUCCGAAAGCUUCGAUAAGAAAUGAGGUUUCUCUGCAAAGAGUAAAGGAUGCACAAUGCAAGAACGGAAUUGACUUGAACGAUGUACUAUCGUUCAAGUCACUCAAGUCGUGCAAGGUCGUAGUCACAAGCCGACAGAAGACGGCAAUAUGCACAUACACCUGCAUACGACUGCUGGAAACCGUUACAGACUUCAAACACUUCUGGUCGUGGGUGGAUGAUACAGAGCGACGCGACGGUGGCACAGUCUUAGCCUGGAAAGCUCUAGGCUCCAUGAAGUCAGUCUUAGGAGGUCAAAUGGAAGCAAAAGCUGAAGGUUUGAUUCUUAAUUAG
This is a messenger RNA of Patiria miniata (bat star), 1485 nucleotides long. RefSeq lists its product as uncharacterized. Gene Ontology annotation, biological process: signal transduction. NCBI's taxonomy places the organism in Eukaryota, Metazoa, Echinodermata, Asteroidea, Valvatida, Asterinidae. The transcript is spliced from 8 exons. The record is from RefSeq and is a predicted model, not a curated record. Gene Ontology annotation, molecular function: protein binding. Bases 40 to 1485 code for a protein of 481 amino acids.